Molecule: messenger RNA, 1992 nt
Organism: Neoarius graeffei (lesser salmon catfish)
Lineage: Eukaryota; Metazoa; Chordata; Actinopteri; Siluriformes; Ariidae
Gene: bzw1a
Product: basic leucine zipper and W2 domains 1a
Exons: 12
Coding region: 115-1374 (419 amino acids)
Cellular component (GO): membrane; cytoplasm
Molecular function (GO): protein binding
Source: RefSeq, a predicted model, not a curated record
CACAGCGCUCUCACUUUCUCGGGGGAUUUUGUUGGAAGGGUUCGGAACAGCAGUGUGUCGCUUUGUUCGGUGGUUCUAAGACCGUUUUAAUUUGAAUUCAUUUCGGUGUCUUUUAUGAAUAAUCAAAAGCAGCAAAAGCCAACGCUAACCGGCCAGCGUUUUAAAACUCGGAAAAGAGAUGAAAAGGAGAGAUUUGACCCUUCUCAGUUUCAAGAAAGUAUUGUGCAAGGCUUGAACCAAACUGGCACUGAUUUGGACGCGGUCGCAAAGUUCCUCGAUGCCUCUGGCGCUAAGCUUGACUAUCGCCGGUAUGCAGAGACGCUCUUUGACAUCCUGGUGGCCGGUGGAAUGCUGGCCCCGGGUGGGACCCUUUCUGAUGACAUGACCCGUACUGAGUACUGUCUCUUCACAGCAAAUGAAGACCUGGAGACAAUGCAAGCUUAUGCUCAGGUUUUUAACAAGCUGAUCAGGCGGUACAAGUACCUGGAGAAGGGUUUUGAGGAGGAGAUCAAGAAGCUGCUGCUGUUUUUAAAAGGCUUCACGGAGUCUGAGCGUAACAAGUUGGCCAUGCUGACGGGCAUCCUGCUGGCCAACGGGAACAUAUCCGCGUCCAUCCUGAGCAGCCUCUUCAACGAGAACCUGGUUAAAGAAGGUGUUUCUGCUGCCUUUGCCGUCAAACUGUUUAAAUCCUGGAUCAACGAGAAGGACAUCAACUCCGUCGCUGCCAGUCUUCGAAAAGUCGGCAUGGACAACAGGCUGAUGGAGCUCUUUCCGGCUAACAAGCGGAGCUGCGAGCACUUCUCCAAAUACUUCACAGACGCCGGGCUGAAGGAGCUCUCGGAUUUCGCUCGCAAUCAGCAGUCCAUCGGUGCUCGUAAGGAGCUGCAGAAAGAGCUGCAGGAGCAGAUGGCACGUGGAGAGACCCUCAAAGACAUGAUUGGAUAUGUGCGUGAGGAGAUGAAGAAGACCAGCAUCUCUGAGCAGACAAUGAUCGGCAUCGUAUGGACGAGCGUUAUGAGCUCCGUGGAGUGGAACAAGAAAGAGGAGCUAGUCACUGAGCAAGCCAUCAAACACUUGAAGCAAUACAGCCCGCUGCUGAAAGCGUUCACGACACAGGGCCUGUCUGAACUCACUCUGCUCCUGAAGAUCCAGGAGUACUGCUACGACAACAUUCACUUCAUGAAGGCCUUCCAGAAGAUCGUGGUGCUGCUCUACAAAGCUGAUGUGCUGAGUGAGGAAGCCAUUCUAAAGUGGUACACUGAAGGGCACUUGGCCAAAGGCAAGAGCGUCUUCCUGGAGCAGAUGAAAAAGUUUGUGGAGUGGCUGAAGAACGCAGAGGAAGAGUCUGAAUCUGAUGAGGAGGAGGGGGACUGAAACACUUCAGCCACUGCCAGACUCGCAGAAUGUUUUUGUUAUAAAAAAGUGCUCGUCUUUCAGAGUUUGACUUUAUCUCCCCCCCCCCCCCCUUUUUUUUUUUUUUUGCCAACCCCCCAAAAAAAAAUUAAAAAUAAAAAAAUCUCCAGUCUCCAACCAUAACACUUUAGAUGUCGUUUAAGGGCUUUGUAAUGGUUAAUUUUAAGAUUUAUUUUGUAUCUGAUCUUAAGGUUUACACUUUAAAUGCAUUUGAAUUGACAACCCAGUUUUCUUUUUGUAAUUUUGGAUUUCGUAAAUUAUGCUCUCUGAUCACCUUUUCUCCCCCCCCCCCCCCCCCCCAAUGUUACAUUCCAUGAUGUCUGAAACGAGUUAAAAUGUCACCGUUGUGAUUAUGGAGAUGAUUAUGGAUACUGAUGAGUGAAAGAUGACCUGGUUAAAGCCCUGACCCUGUGUAGAAACAUCACUAGCUUCACCAACUAGUCUCCUUCAGCUAGUUGUCUUUUCAAAAAAAAAAAAAAAGCCUGACUUUAUGUCUGCUUUUGAUUUUCACAGAUUUCUUUAAUCCCGUUAACUUUUUUUAAAGAAAUAAAAAUGGGAAAUUAUCAAGUGCCUCUUAAA